This is a messenger RNA of Gaeumannomyces tritici R3-111a-1, 2580 nucleotides long. RefSeq lists its product as hypothetical. The transcript has 3 exons. Gene Ontology annotation, molecular function: transmembrane transporter activity. Gene Ontology annotation, cellular component: membrane. Gene Ontology annotation, biological process: transmembrane transport. The record is from RefSeq and is a predicted model, not a curated record. The coding region runs from base 23 to 1804 and encodes 593 amino acids. NCBI's taxonomy places the organism in Eukaryota, Fungi, Ascomycota, Sordariomycetes, Magnaporthales, Magnaporthaceae.
CGAACCACCAGAAACAGACGCCAUGACAGACGACUCGAGGCCGCCUGUCGCCGCCGUCGCCCCCGUGGUGUCUGCUCCAGCACCCCCUGCCCCCAACGGCGCCCACAACGAGAAGCUGGCGUCUUCAUCGUCGUUGAAACAGCAGCCCACCGUGGGCGCCGCCGCUGGCAGGCAGAACUCGUGGAACCUUUCGUCGGCCAGCCAGAUGGACGAGAAAGAGGCCGACCGCCUAGGCCGCAUACGCCCGCCAAUAUUCAAAAACACCUUUGUCGAAGCUGGCUUUUGCGCCGCAAUCCUGCUCUCCAUGAUCAUGGCUGAGUUCCUAAUAAGUGGCUUCAAUGUCGUCUUGCCCAACCUGAUGGUCGACCUCGAAUUCGGUGCCGAGCGGAAGACGUGGCCCUCGAGCGUCUUCUCGCUCGUUGCCGGCGCCUUUCUGCUCCCCUUCGCCCGCCUGUCCGACGCCAAGUUUGGUGGCUACGUCGUCUUCCUGUGCGGCAACGCCUGGAUGGGCAUCUGGACCCUCGCCGCCGGCUUCGCCCAGAGCUACGAGAUGCUCAUCGUGUUCCGCGCCAUGCAGGGCCUCGGCGCCGCCGCCUUCCUGCCCUCGGGCGUCACCCUCCUGGGCCGCGCCUACGCCCGCCCUGGCCGCCGCAAGAACUUUGUUUUCAGCAUCUACGGCGGCUGCUCGCCCUUUGGCUUCUUUGUCGGUGUCCUUAUCGCCGGUGCUGCGAGCCAGCUGGCGAGCUGGCAUUGGUUCUUUUGGGUCGGAGCCAUCAUGCUGUCUCUCGUCUGCCUCAUGACAUUUCUUUGCGUCCCAGCCGAGGCCAAAGGCGCCCCGGUCGCCAUCGACCACGAGACGGGUCAGGUCGUGCCGCACCCUCCCAUGGAUUGGCUCGGCUGCGCCACUUCGAUCCCGGGCCUGAUGCUGCUGGUCUAUGCCAUUACAGACAGCCCCUACCAGAUUGCCAGCGGAUCCUUCUCCGGCUGGAGGUCUCCCCAGAUCUUGGUCACCUUCAUCCUUGGUGUUCUGUUUCUUGCAGCCUUCGUCUACAUCGAAGGCUGGGUUGCCACGGCGCCCCUGGUUCCCCGGAGCAUCUUCAAGGUCAAGCACAUUGCUGCCUUGUUCCUGUGCAUGUUUGUAUCGUUUGGGUCUUUUGGCAUCUACCUCCUUUAUGCCAGCUUCUACAUCGAGACCAUCCUCCACACCCCUCCGCUGCUCGCUGCUGCCUGGUUCGCGCCGCUCGCUGUGGGUGGGCUAACGAUUGCGUUGCUCGGCGGCGCUUUCCUGCACAAGAUCCCAGGCACCGUCCUGAUACUGAUCUCGACGGUUGGCUUCCUGGUCGCGGCCCUGCUCUUCUACUUCAUCCCCGUCCGCGACGCCAACUACUGGGCUUGGGUCUUCCCGGCCAUGGUGUGCGCCACCAUCGGCAUUGACAUCAUGUAUAAUGUGGCAAACAUCUUCAUCACCACCAGCGUCCGUUCGGACCAGCAGGGGCUGGCGGGCGCCAUCAUCAACGGGCUCGUGUUCCUGGGCAUGAGCUUCUUCCUGGGCUGGGCCGAGCUCGCAUCGGCCGUGAACUCGUCAGACGCCCCGGACAACAUGCUGCGCGUCUCGUUCCUGCUCGCAUGCGGUUGCGCCGGUUUCUCGGUCCUGCUUGUGAUAUUCGGCAUCAGGAUCCCCAAGGCCACCGCAGGCCUCACGGCCGACGAGAAGGAGCGUCUGGCGCGCCAGGGCAACUCUUCGACGCCGGAGCCACCCCUCGUCUCGGAUGACUCGUCGGCGCCGGCACAGUCCAAGGUUUAGGAUCCGGACCAGACGGCCGAGUGGGGUGCUGCGGCUCUGUUAUACUAGUGUAUUUCUACAACAAAACCAUGAUACGGUGUUUGGAUUUCUUUUUGGGUUAAUGGUUUUUUGCGUUUUUGGCGGCAUUUUUCUUCAUGUCCAAAGUCGGCAUCGGCAGCAAGAAAUAAGAAUGGGGAGAUAGAGAAGGGCAAAUGACACGUCAGGCCGCUUCCCACACCAAGUGGGAGGGCCGAGACCAUUUGUAUUCAAGAACAAUUGGCGCCCAGGCACAGCAUCAGACGAAUCAGAAGCGCAUCUAAAGCUGAAACAGGAGACCCGGCGCCUUGUCUGUGCGGCCAAGUGCCGAACAAGACGCCGUUUCGCGCCAAGUACCGUUGGGCCCUGCUUCUUGGUAGCUAAAACUGCCCCGGAAGCUAGUUUCCAUGCUUGUCAAGAAAAAGAAGAAGAAAAAAAAAAGGUACACCGGUACCUGCCGGAUUAUGCGCUGCUUUUCUUGGAAGCAGGGUCUUCAUGCGUCCGCGAUAAACACAUGGCAGGGGACGCCGACAUGGGGGCGGGGGAUUCCCUCCCACUUUCCGUUUCGAUGCCCAUGUCACAGCUAGCCCUGUUUUCACUGAUGUCUUUGCCCGUGGCGGUGCAUCUAAAGAGAGAAGUUAUAUUUGAACCUCUUGGUGGUGGUGAAAGACCAAAAAUACCCAAAAGACAACAAGAUCCACGCGACUGCUCGCUAUCCAAUGCUGUAACGGAUGGUAAAUCCCCCAAAAUAGAGAACCCCC